ACAGUCACUCAGUAAGGCUGUGCUGGAGAGCAUAGGGAAGCAUUGAGCCUUGCAGGGUAAGCUGUGUUUGUAAGCUACAUUCAGAGUAUGACAGUUCUACUGAUUUCAGAGGGAAAUAGAUAGGAGUGGAUUUGUGCUUUAGAAUGAUCACUCUACUCUAAGACUAGGAAAUGAGUUGUGAGUACCAGAAACAUGCUGAGAUGAGAAUGGAUAGAGUCUUCAACGGAAAUAUGGAAAAUACCAGACAGGGUGAUUAAUAGGUAGGAUAGGUGAGAGUAGUCCAGGAACAAUCUACAGGUUCCUUACUUGGGUAAUUGGACAGAAGAAGGUACCAUUCAUUGAAAUAUGGAACAUGGGAGUAAGAGCUGGUUGGCGGUGGGGGAAAGGAAAAUGAGUUUAGUUUUCUAUAAAAGUAGAUGUGUUAAUUAGGUGUGUGUGUGUGUGUGUGUGUGUGUGUGUCUGCGUGUUCUCAGGAAGAAGUGCAUAUCAGGAUUGUAGAAGAGAUUGAGGAAACAAAAAUAAAGAGAUCUUACUUGAAAUCAUGAGAGUGAAGAGAGAGCCUAGAAAAAAUUUAUUAAUAUAAUCUUAGGAGAAAGGAGAACUUAAAAUGGAACUAUAAGGAUAGUCAGCAUUUAAGGGACAAGCAAAGAAAAAGAGGUAGAUGAAGGAUUUAUUAGUAUUUGUUUGCAAAACAGAGGGGUAAGAAGAAUAAAUAUAUGAAACAGGGCUGAAGCACAGUGCAACAAAAUGUUAGAUUAUGUGGAGUGCUCAGAGGAAAGGCAGAAUUGUGGAUUCCUGUCCCCCUGCCCCCCAGAAUCCAGAAUGUCUACACAAAAUAAUGUUGGCAUUCCCCAUGAAUGAAACUUUUUGUUGCCUUUGGAUUGCCUGUGUUUUCAAUUCUACACUGGCUCAGCAAGGGACAGAAAGCUUUCAGUGUGACAAUGGAGUCUCCUUGCCUCCUGACAGCAUUUGUGACUUCACAGAUCAGUGUGGGGAUAGCAGUGAUGAACGGCACUGUUUGAAUUAUGAAAGAUGUGAUUUUGAGGAUGGUCUCUGUCAUAUGACUCAAGAUCAGAGUCUGCAACCUAGUUGGACAAAGAGAAGUGGGAUGAUUGGUCUAUCACCUCCAUUUUAUGAUCACAAUGGUGAUGUGUCUGCUCACUUCCUCUCACUGGUUUCCAGAGUGGAUUCUAUUUCCUCAAGUUUAAGAAGCAGAGUUUUCCUUCCAACAAAUGAUCAACAUGACUGCCAGAUUACAUUUUAUUACUUCUCCUGCCAAGUGAGUGGCAAAUUAAUGGUUGGGCUUCAAACUGCAUGUGGAGGUCCUAUUCAGCAUUUAUGGCAAAACACAGCUGCACUCCCAAAUCAGUGGGAGAGAAAUGUCAUCAAAAUCCAGAGUUCACAGAGAUUUCAGGUUGUUUUUGAAGGUCAAAUGGCUUCAACGUAUGAACAGGAUGAAGUCAUUGCUAUUGAUGAUAUAUCUUUCAGUUCAGGCUGCUUGCCUGCCAAUGAUGGAAUUUUACUGUGUCAAGAAGCAUUGAAUGCUGAGCGGGAGCUAUGCCAUCCAGAUACAGAUCUCUGCAGAUUUGAUGCUACAGAUGAAGAGUUGAGAUUGUGUCAGGCCUGUGGGUUUGAAUUUGACAUGUGUGAGUGGACGUCAGAAGCAUCUGCUGGCCAAAUUUCCUGGAUGCGCACAAAAGCGAGAGAGAUCCCUGCAUUCGAAUCCACACCUCAGCAGGAUCAAGGAGGUGAUGAUGAAGGUUAUUAUGUAUGGGUAGGCGCUAAGCAUGGUUUCACUCUUAACCAUUUAGACAGCAGGGCUUACCUAAAUAGCUCUGUGUGUCAUUGCCUGGGCAAGAGCUGUCAUCUUCAAUUCUAUUAUGCAAUGGAAAGCAGUGUCCUGAGAGUAAGACUGUAUAAUAAUAAGGAAGAAGAAAUAUUUUGGACAUACAACAUAUCAACUCACAGCCAAUGGGUGAAAGCAGAUGUGUUAAUACCAGAAGAUCUGAAGACAUUUAAGAUUAUUUUUGAAGGGACUCUUUUGAGCCAGAGAAGUUUUAUUGCCCUUGAUCACCUCUGGGUCUAUGCCUGUGGACAGACCCAAUCCAGAAAGCUUUGCUCUGCAGACGAAUUCCCUUGCACUAGUGGCCAGUGCAUCGCCAAAGAAUCUGUCUGUGACUCUCGGCAGGACUGCUCCGAUGAGAGUGAUGAAGACCCAGCAACUUGCUCAAAGCAUCUCACCUGUGACUUUGAGUCGGGUUUCUGCGGUUGGGAGCCAUUUCUCACAGAAGAUUCACACUGGAAGCUGAUGAAAGGAUUGAAUAAUGGAGAGCACCACUUUCCUGCAGCUGAUCACACAGCAAACAUAAAUCAUGGAUCGUUUAUUUAUUUGGAGGCACAGCGCUCCCCCGGGGUGGCCAAGCUUGGAAGUCCUGUUCUUACAAAAUUGCUCACUGCCUCUACCCCAUGUCAGGUGCAGUUUUGGUAUCAUUUGUCUCAACAUUCAAAUCUCUCAGUUUUUACAAGAACGUCUCUAGAUGGAAACUUGCAAAAGCAGGGCAAAAUAAUCAGAUUCUCCGAAUCUCAGUGGAGCCACGCAAAAAUUGAUCUCAUUGCAGAAGCGGGAGAAUCUACUCUACCUUUUCAGUUAAUUUUGGAAGCUACUGUUUUGUCGUCAAAUGCUACCGUUGCUCUAGAUGACAUCAGUGUGUCCCAGGAAUGUGAAAUUUCCUAUAAAUCACUACCAAGGACCAGUACACAAAGCAAGUUUUCCAAGUGUGACUUUGAAGCAAACAGCUGUGAUUGGUUUGAAGCAAUUAGUGGUGACCAUUUUGACUGGAUACGGAGCUCUCAGAGUGAACUUUCUGCUGAUUUUGAGCACCAGGCUCCACCUCGGGAUCAUAGUCUCAACGCAUCUCAAGGGCAUUUUAUGUUCAUUCUGAAGAAAAGCAGCAGCUUGUGGCAAGUUGCUAAGCUUCAGAGCCCAACUUUCAGCCAGACAGGACCUGGAUGCAUACUUUCCUUCUGGUUCUAUAACUAUGGCCUGUCAGUGGGAGCAGCUGAGCUGCAGCUACAUAUGGAAAAUUCUCAUGACUCAACAGUGAUUUGGAGAGUAUUAUACAAUCAGGGCAAACAAUGGUUGGAGGCAACCAUUCAGCUAGGGCGCCUUUCGCAGCCCUUCCAUUUGUCACUAGAUAAAGUCAGUCUGGGCAUUUAUGAUGGGGUCUCAGCUAUUGAUGACAUCCGAUUUGAAAAUUGUACUCUCCCUCUUCCUGCUGAGAGCUGUGAAGGGCUGGAUCAUUUCUGGUGUCGCCACACCAGGGCUUGCAUAGAAAAGCUUCGGUUAUGUGAUCUGGUGGAUGACUGUGGUGAUCGUACUGAUGAAGUCAACUGUGCACCUGAGCUGCAGUGUAACUUUGAAACUGGAAUCUGUAACUGGGAACAAGAUGCAAAAGAUGACUUUGAUUGGACCAGGAGCCAGGGUCCAACUCCAACACUUAACACAGGGCCAAUGAAAGAUAACACUCUGGGCACAGCUAAAGGACACUAUCUCUACAUAGAAUCUUCAGAGCCACAGGCUUUUCAAGACAGUGCUGCCUUACUCAGCCCAAUCCUUAAUGCCACUGAUACAAAAGGCUGCACCUUCCGCUUCUAUUACCACAUGUUUGGAAAGCGCAUUUAUAGGUUGGCAAUCUACCAACGAAUCUGGAGUGACUCAAGGGGACAGCUGCUGUGGCAGAUAUUUGGGAAUCAAGGCAACAGAUGGAUUAGGAAACACCUCAACAUUUCCAGCAGGCAGCCCUUUCAGAUAUUGGUGGAGGCUUCAGUGGGAGAUGGCUUCACUGGAGAUAUUGCGAUUGAUGAUCUGUCAUUUAUGGACUGCACCCUCUACCCUGGUAAUUUGCCAGCAGACCUCCCAACUCCACCAGAAACGUCAGUUCCUGUAACAUUACCUCCACACAACUGCACAGACAAUGAAUUUAUCUGCAGGUCUGAUGGUCACUGCAUUGAAAAAAUGCAGAAAUGUGAUUUUAAAUAUGACUGCCCUGACAAAUCAGAUGAAGCAUCCUGUGUUAUGGAAGUUUGCAGCUUUGAGAAAAGAAGCCUGUGUAAAUGGUAUCAACCAAUCCCAGUACAUUUGCUUCAAGAUUCAAACACAUUCAGGUGGGGGCUUGGGAACGGGAUCAGCAUUCAUCAUGGGGAAGAAAACCACAGGCCAUCAGUGGAUCAUACACAAAAUACCACUGAUGGCUGGUACCUGUAUGCUGACAGUUCUAAUGGGAAAUUUGGUGACACGGCUGACAUUCUCACUCCUAUCAUUUCACUCACGGGACCAAAAUGUACCUUGGUGUUCUGGACACAUAUGAAUGGGGCCACCGUUGGUUCUCUCCAGGUGCUCAUCAAGAAAGAUAACGUUACUUCUAAAUUGUGGGCUCAAACUGGACAGCAAGGUGCACAGUGGAAGAGAGCAGAAGUGUUUUUAGGCAUUCGUUCACAUACACAGAUUGUCUUCAGAGCCAAACGUGGUAUCAGUUACAUAGGAGAUGUAGCAGUGGAUGAUAUUUCCUUCCAAGAUUGCUCCCCUUUGCUUAGCCCAGAGAGAAAGUGUACUGAUCAUGAAUUCAUGUGUGCUAAUAAGCACUGCAUUGCCAAAGACAAGCUGUGUGAUUUUGUGAAUGAUUGUGCUGAUAAUUCAGAUGAGACUACUUUCAUUUGCCGUACCUCCAGUGGGCGCUGUGAUUUCGAAUUUGAUCUUUGUUCCUGGAAGCAGGAGAAAGAUGAGGACUUUGACUGGAACCUGAAAGCUAGCAGCAUCCCUGCAGCAGGCACAGAGCCAGCAGCAGAUCACACUUUGGGAAAUUCAUCUGGUCAUUACAUCUUUAUAAAGAGUUUGUUUCCUCAGCAGCCCAUGAGAGCUGCCAGAAUUUCAAGUCCAGUUAUAAGUAAGAGAAGCAAAAACUGCAAGAUUAUUUUUCAUUAUCACAUGUAUGGAAAUGGCAUUGGGGCACUCACCUUAAUGCAGGUGUCAGUCACAAACCAAACGAAGGUUCUACUUAACCUCACUGUAGAACAAGGCAAUUUCUGGCGGAGAGAAGAACUGUCACUGUUUGGUGAUGAAGACUUCCAACUCAAAUUUGAAGGUAGAGUUGGGAAAGGUCAGCGUGGAGACAUUGCACUUGAUGACAUUGUGCUUACAGAAAAUUGUCUAUCACUCCAUGAUUCCGUGCAAGAAGAACUGGCAGUGCCUCUUCCAACAGGUUUCUGCCCACUUGGCUAUAGGGAAUGUCAUAAUGGAAAAUGCUAUAGGCUGGAACAAAGCUGUAACUUCGUAGAUAACUGUGGAGAUAAUACUGAUGAAAAUGAGUGUGGUAGCUCCUGUACUUUUGAAAAAGGCUGGUGUGGCUGGCAAAACUCCCAGGCUGACAACUUUGAUUGGGUUUUAGGGGUUGGCUCUCAUCAAAGCUUAAGACCUCCCAAAGACCACACACUUGGAAAUGAAAAUGGGCACUUCAUGUAUCUGGAAGCUACUGCAGUGGGCCUUCGGGGUGACAAAGCACACUUCAGGAGUACCAUGUGGCGAGAAUCCAGUGCAGCCUGCACCAUGAGCUUCUGGUAUUUCGUAUCUGCAAAGGCCACAGGAUCCAUUCAGAUUCUCAUCAAGACAGAGAAAGGACUAUCAAAAGUAUGGCAAGAAAGUAAGCAGAACCCUGGUAAUCAUUGGCAAAAGGCUGACAUCCUGCUAGGAAAGUUAAGGAAUUUUGAAGUCAUAUUUCAAGGUAUCAGAACAAGGGACCUGGGAGGAGGAGCUGCAAUUGAUGAUAUUGAAUUUAAAAACUGCACAACUGUGGGAGAGAUCUCUGAGCUUUGUCCGGAAAUCACUGAUUUUUUGUGCCGGGACAAGAAGUGCAUUGCAUCCCACCUUCUUUGUGACUAUAAGCCAGACUGCUCUGAUAGGUCUGAUGAAGCUCACUGUGCACAUUAUACAAGCACAACAGGAAGCUGCAAUUUUGAAACAAGUUCAGGAAACUGGACCACAGCCUGCAGUCUUACUCAAGACUCUGAGGAUGACUUGGACUGGGCCAUUGGCAGCAGAAUUCCUGCCAAAGCAUUAAUUCCAGACUCUGAUCACACGCCAGGUAGUGGUCAGCACUUCCUGUACGUCAACUCAUCUGGCUCCAAGGAAGGAUCCGUUGCCAGAAUUACUACUUCCAAAUCCUUCCCAGCAAGCCUUGGAAUGUGUACUGUUCGGUUCUGGUUCUACAUGAUUGAUCCCAGGAGUAUGGGAAUAUUAAAGGUGUAUACCAUUGAAGAAUCGGGGCUAAACAUCCUGGUGUGGUCAGUGAUUGGAAAUAAAAGAACGGGAUGGACAUAUGGCUCUGUGCCUCUCUCCAGUAACAGUCCGUUUAAGGUGGCAUUUGAAGCUGAUUUGGAUGGAAAUGAGGACAUCUUUAUUGCUCUUGAUGACAUCUCUUUUACCCCAGAGUGUGUGACUGGAGGUCCUGUCCCAGUGCAGCCAUCACCCUGUGAAGCUGAUCAGUUUUCUUGUAUCUACACACUCCAAUGUGUCCCUCUCUCAGGGAAAUGUGAUGGACAUGAAGACUGCAUAGAUGGAUCUGAUGAAAUGGAUUGUCCUCUCAGCCCCACCCCUCCACUCUGUAGUAACAUGGAGUUCCCGUGCUCUACAGACGAGUGUAUACCUUCCCUCCUGCUAUGCGAUGGAGUGCCCGACUGCCACUUUAAUGAAGAUGAGCUCAUCUGCUCCAACAAAAGCUGUUCUAAUGGAGCUCUGGUGUGUGCCUCCUCCAACAGCUGUAUCCCAGCCCACCAGCGCUGUGAUGGUUUUGCCGACUGCAUGGAUUUCCAGCUUGAUGAGUCCAGCUGCUCCGAAUGUCCAUUAAAUUACUGCAGAAAUGGUGGGACUUGUGUAGUGGAGAAAAAUGGUCCUAUGUGUCGACUCCAAUGCCAGAUGAGCAGAAGACACUGGGACUGGAGUAGCUGAAGAAGAACGAAAAUGUCAGCUCACCUACUUAGUCGAUGAUCAACCUUCUGGAGGGGAAGAAAUGCUGCUAAAUUUGAGGCUUUUGUUGUUACGCAAGACUGAGCAUUUAAAUCACCAAAAUUAGGCCCAUUUUUGUGACUUAGAGUGCCCAUCACAUUAUUGGUUUACCCAAGAGUGAUCAAGGAAGUCAUGAGAUCUAGUAGAAAUGUUAUUCAAGUGUAGCAGGUUUAAAGAUCAUGGAAGACAAAAUGGAUUUCUAUUUUAAAUUGUAUUCGAAAAGUCAUGCUUGCGGAAUAUGGAGACUUAGAUCUUCAGCUCGGCAUUGUUCUGGAUUCUGUUGGUAAGAAAGGAAAAAAUACACAUGGGCUAAGCUCACAGCACUCUUUUCCGUAAUACUCAUCUGGAAAGCAAGCAGAGUGAACUAGACCAGGGACCUCAACGUGGUUGCACAGCUAAAAAAUAAUCAUAGGCUGUAAGAAGUCAGAACGCUAUAAAAACUUAGCAAGAAGAGUUAGAUGCCACAGACCUAUUUGAAAAACAACAACAACAACAACAAAGCUAAAUUGGCUGGACAUCUCACUCCACUAAGAGAAUCAACAAAAAGUGCUUCCAGGUUGGUGAAAUAGAGGUUCACCAGAUGAAACUGGAUGUGCAAGCAACAUCCUGUACCCCUGAAAUUAGAAUGAAGAAAUGGUAAAAUUUUGCCUUGAUCUGUAGCUUUUCCAGAACUGAAUAUUUGUCAUGGCAAGGAUCACAGACUGCCUUGCAACUAGUACUUGGAUCAAACCUUUUAUAGGAAUAAUCCCUAAGGUGAUGGCAGCACAGGGACCUUGAAACAGCAAAAGACUUAACUGGAGAAUGGAAGAAAACCUAAGGAAAGUAACCCUAAAAUCACUUCAUAGAAAAACAUCAUAAGGGAGAAAACUUCAAUUCAAGAGAAGCCCAAAAAUAAAACUCCAAGAUAGUAAACUCUCAUGGUAACAGAGACAGAAAGUGAAAUCAGCAAUUGGAAAAUAUGCUCCUGAUAAAAUAAAAAUAAUAAGUCAACUGAAAAUGUGUUUAUGUAAGUGUGUUUAUGAUCCUCAAAAACUUGAAGAAAUAUAGUUCAUAAGAAACAAAAAGAGUUAAAAAGUUCAAAAGCAGCUGAUUAAAGAAAAAUUAGGCAUAAAAACUAGUCCCUGGAAAUUUAAAAUCAAAUCCAAUUCUAAGUUAAAUACAGUAGAAGACAGAAGUAAUAAAGUGAAGGAUAUUAUUAAGGAAUUCACUCAGAAUGCAACACGGAAAGAAAAAAAGAUUAAAAAAUACAGAAGAACAGUGAUGAUAUAUGUGAUAUAUGGAUGAAUAGAUGGAAAAGCUACAAUGUAUGGCUGCUAGGAUUUCUAGAAGUCUUAGCUAAAAUAUUUUUUAAACAUAGUGAAA
This is a messenger RNA of Homo sapiens (human), 8419 nucleotides long. It is a transcript of the gene MALRD1, whose product is annotated as MAM and LDL receptor class A domain containing 1. The record is from RefSeq and is a predicted model, not a curated record. Lineage: Eukaryota; Metazoa; Chordata; Mammalia; Primates; Hominidae. The coding region runs from base 758 to 7000 and encodes 2080 amino acids. The transcript is spliced from 38 exons. Gene Ontology annotation, cellular component: cytoplasmic vesicle membrane; membrane; cytoplasm.